UGCAUGACCAAGCUCUUUGGGAAGCUAAGUCGGAUUUACCUAGGGGGUCCAGAUCAAAAACCGAAAAAAAAAGAGUCAUGUCGGGGUUUCUGGACGGAAUCCGGUGCGGAGACUGCGAGUGCAAUGUGGACUGGGGUGAGAGAAGAAACAGCAUCGCAUCGAUAGCUGCUGGAGUUUUGUUCUUCACUGGUUGGUGGAUCAUCAUUGAUGCAGCAGUGAAAUAUCCUGACGAGGGAGAGUUUCAUCAUGCCUAUCACACCUGUGGGGUCAUCGCUACAGUGGCGUUUCUCAUGAUAAAUGCUGUUUCAAAUGGCCAAGUGAGGGGAGACAGUUACAGCGAAGGCUGCAUAGGACAGACAGGCGCUCGAGUGUGGCUCUUCCUUGGCUUCAUGCUGGCUUUUGGCUCCCUCAUUGCCUCCAUGUGGAUUCUGUUCGGAGGAUUCGUAGUGCCUCAAAAGCCUGUUGUGUACCCUGGUAUUGCUGUUUUCUUCCAAAAUGCGUUCAUUUUCUUUGGGGGUUUGGUCUUCAAGUUCGGACGUACAGAGGAUCUGUGGCAGUAAUGGACUAUGUGUGUCUUUAUGUCCACUGUACAACUCUGCCUUCUAUAUUGUAUUACACAAUAUGCUUUAGUGGCUAUUCACAUUAUAUAUAAACUUUUUUAGCUUUCAAAUUAUCAUGUUUAAUUUAUAUUGUUUGCUGUAUAAUGGCUAAAUCAUAACUAAGCACAAAUUUUCAUAGAUUCCUUGAAAGUUUGAAUAUUUUGUGGCAGUGGCACAUCUUUAAAUGUGUCUGUUUGCACCCAGACUGUGUAGCCAUGUUGUUAAAAUGGUUUACAAUGUGUGUGUAUAUAAAAACAAAUCAACUGUCCAAAUUUCUUUUGGGUAUGCUUACUUCUAUGGCAUCCUUUACUUUUGAACUGUGUCUUAAGUGAAAAUAACAUGGUACAUAUUGAGGGCAAUAAUUCAUAAUACUGUACACAUUUACUGAAUGUAACCAUAUGGGGUUGUUUGUAUUUUUCCUGAAAUAACACAACGUGAGCUCUGAAACUUGGCAGUUAUCUAGAUUCAUUAUUGAAGGCUUAUUCGCUCACAUUGCUGACAUGAAGGUUUCAAAACUGUAGGAUGUUGUAUGUGUACUGGAUAUUUGUAUUUGACUGCAACACUUGUUCAUUUGCUUGUAUAACAUCCGAACCAUGUGUCUAAUAAAUUAGUCUUAUAUUCAUG
Micropterus salmoides (largemouth bass) is the source of this 1223-nucleotide messenger RNA. RefSeq names its product transmembrane protein 50A (gene tmem50a). NCBI's taxonomy places the organism in Eukaryota, Metazoa, Chordata, Actinopteri, Centrarchiformes, Centrarchidae. The coding region runs from base 78 to 560 and encodes 160 amino acids. Gene Ontology annotation, cellular component: extracellular region. The record is from RefSeq and is a predicted model, not a curated record. Gene Ontology annotation, biological process: late endosome to vacuole transport via multivesicular body sorting pathway; defense response to bacterium; protein targeting to vacuole. The transcript has 7 exons.